CAUCUCUCUCCAGUGUUAUCAUAACUCCACUAAUACGCAAAUCACAAAAAGUAAAAAAUUGCAAGACAAGAUAUUCUCAAGUCUUCUCCUUCAAAAAUGCAAAUAAUUUUCAUAUCUUCAUCUUCACAACAUUUUCUGUUCAACCACACUAAUCUUCUUCCAGCUACGUCAUAUAAGAAUUACAUUCUAAUCCUGUUGCAAAUUUGAGAAAUUAAGUUUUUUGCAACUCCUAUUCUUGGACUAUUACAUAUUAUUCAUCUAACAUUCAUUUUUUUUCUGCAAACACAACAGAAUGCAGGGACUCAUCGGAGGGCUAAGAUGCUGCCACGGUAUACUCAAGUUUGGAAUUCAAAGGCAUUCCCAUGAGAAAAACAAUAUAUUUUCACGUUUUGGAUGCGUCACCUCGUCUUCUCCCAUGCCGGAGAAGGGACUGGAGAAUCUAACAGUGGCCGAUGUGCUCAUGACCAAGGGACAUGAAAAAACCAGGUCUUGGCUCUCGUGCCGCACCGAUGACACCGUCCAAGAGGCCAUAAAAAACAUGGCUGAAAAUAACAUCGGGUCACUAGUCGUGCUAAAACCUGGAAACCAGCAUAUUGCUGGAAUCAUCACAGAAAGAGAUUACCUGAGGAAGAUAAUUGCACAAGGGAGAUCCUCUCAUUACACAAAAGUUGCAGAAAUAAUGACUAACGAGAAUAAGUUAAUAACAGUGACAUCUAAUACAAAUAUUCUUCAGGCAAUGCAGCUUAUGACAGACAAUCACAUACGUCAUGUUCCAGUUAUAGAUGGCAAGAUAGUUGGUAUGAUUUCCAUUGUUGAUGUUGUUCGAGCAGUAGUAGAGCAGCAAAGCGGAGAAGUGAAGCGGCUAAAUGAGUUUAUUAGAGGAGAAUACUAUUAAAAUUGUAAUAACCGACUCUAAAAGCAGACGAUGAUAAUUCUACAAUACAUUGAGGCAAAAAAAAACACCAGAUGCUAGAUUCAUCUUUAUUAGAA
Messenger RNA from Mercurialis annua (annual mercury), 990 nucleotides. Its product is annotated as CBS domain-containing protein CBSX3, mitochondrial. The transcript is spliced from 5 exons. The record is from RefSeq and is a predicted model, not a curated record. The coding region runs from base 293 to 895 and encodes 200 amino acids. NCBI's taxonomy places the organism in Eukaryota, Viridiplantae, Streptophyta, Magnoliopsida, Malpighiales, Euphorbiaceae.